AUGGUGCUUAGGUGUGCCCUGUUUGGAGAAUAUGUAGAUCAAUUAAAUCAUUUUCUUUCUUCUAGUUAUGUUGAACAACUAGUAGUAUUUCUUCAACUUGCCAAAGUUAAGCUUUUUCGAGGGCAACAUGGGUUGCAAAAUGUCAUAAAAGUAACAAAAAUAUAUUUUAAUCCUGACUUGACAGAGGUUGUUGAUUUCAGGAAGAGCGUAGUAGAGCUAAGGAUAAAUGGGACCCAGCCGCUGUUCAUUGCUAAUGAAGAAAAAACUAUCUCAUUAGAGGAUGACUUCAUGAGGUUGAUUAAGAAAUCUACAAUAGAUGAGUUGCAAGAAAACAAGGAGGAUGGAACCUUUGUCAUUCUAAAUACUAUCACUGAUGUCAUAGAAGAGGGGUGUUGGUGGUAUUUUACCUGUGUUUGUGGGAAGACAGUACAUCCUGAGUUUGGUGUUUACUUUUGUGAUAUGUGCAUGCAUCAUGUGACAAAUAUGAUCCCAAAAUUUUUGUCAUGUGACAUUCUUGUUUUUUUCAUUUACUCUGUGGUUUUUAUUUAUGACUAAUCUGGUCUUUUAAUGUGU
Molecule: messenger RNA, 573 nt
Organism: Arachis ipaensis
Lineage: Eukaryota; Viridiplantae; Streptophyta; Magnoliopsida; Fabales; Fabaceae
Source: RefSeq, a predicted model, not a curated record